Messenger RNA from Saccharomyces kudriavzevii IFO 1802, 2514 nucleotides. RefSeq names its product vacuolar transporter chaperone (gene VTC3). NCBI's taxonomy places the organism in Eukaryota, Fungi, Ascomycota, Saccharomycetes, Saccharomycetales, Saccharomycetaceae. The transcript has a single exon. The record is from RefSeq and is a predicted model, not a curated record. Gene Ontology annotation, cellular component: fungal-type vacuole membrane; vacuolar transporter chaperone complex. The coding region runs from base 1 to 2514 and encodes 837 amino acids.
AUGCUAUUUGGUAUCAAGUUGGCCAACGAUGUGUAUUCUCCUUGGAAAGAUUCUUAUAUCGAUUAUGAAAGGUUGAAGAAGUUACUCAAGGAGAGCGUCAUACAUGAUGGCCGCGGUGCCGUCGACAAUUGGUCUGAAAGAAAUGAAUCAGACUUUGUUGAGGCCUUGGAUAAAGAGCUAGAGAAGGUUUACACUUUUCAAAUAUCCAAAUAUAACGCUGUCUUGCGAAAAUUAGAUGGUUUAGAGAAAGAUACGAAAUCCGUUGAAACAAUCAAGAGACUUAACUCUGAACAAUUUAAAAACACUUUAGAGGAAUGCUUAGAUGAGGCGCAGAGAUUAGACAAUUUUGAUAGAUUAAAUUUCACCGGCUUCAUCAAGAUUGUGAAGAAACACGACAAAUUACAUCCAAACUACCCUUCUGUGAAGUCACUUUUGCAAGUUAGAUUGAAAGAACUUCCUUUCAAUAACUCAGAAGAGUACUCUCCCCUGCUGUAUAGGAUUUCAUACCUUUAUGAGUUCUUGAGAUCAAAUUAUGAUCAUCCAAAUACGAUGUCUAAAUCAUUAGCAAGUACUUCCAAAUUGUCUCACUUUUCCAAUCUUGAAGAUGCUAGUUUUAAGAGUUACAAGUUUUGGGUUCACGAUGACAAUAUCAUGGAAGUGAAAGCAAGAAUUUUGAGGCAUUUACCUGCCCUACUUUAUGCGUCUGUUCCGAACGAAAAUGACGACUUUGUUGAUAAUUUAGAAUCAGAUGUCCGCAUGCAACCUGAAGCGCGCUUGAAUAUGGCUACGAAGACUAAUAGUCUUUUGAGUGAUACUAAUAGUAAUGAAGAUGUUGAGAUUGGAAAACCAAAGAGCUCUAUUUUCCCACAAUCAUAUGAUCCAACAAUCACCACACUGUAUUUUGACAAUGAAUUUUUUGACUUGUAUAAUAACAGACUGUUGAAAAUCAGUGCUGCGCCCACGCUAAGGUUGAGAUGGAUAGGUAAACUACUGGACAAACCUGAUAUCUUAUUGGAAAAGAGGACUUUCACGGAGAAUACUGAAAAUGGUAACUCUAGUUUUGAAGAAAUCAGAUUACAAAUGAAAGCCAAAUUUAUCAACAAUUUCAUCUUCAAAAACGACCCCAACUACAAAACCUAUUUGAUCAACCAAUUGAGAGAAAGAGGUACUCAAAAGGAGGAUCUAGAAAAAUUAUCCAGAGACUUUGAUAACAUUCAAAGCUUCAUAGUUGAAGAAAAGCUGCAACCAGUGCUAAGAGCUACUUAUAAUAGAACUGCUUUUCAAAUUCCUGGAGAUCAAGGUAUUAGAGUCACCAUCGAUUCCAACAUCAUGUACAUUAGAGAGGAUUCUUUGGACAAGGAUAGACCCAUCAGAAACCCAACCAACUGGCAUCGUGAUGAUAUUGAUUCUAAUAUUCCUAAUCCAUUGAGAUUUCUAAGACCGGGAGAAUAUUCGAAAUUCCCAUAUUCCGUAAUGGAGAUCAAGGUCAUAAACAACGAUAAUUCCCAUAUGCCCAAUCAUGAAUGGAUCAAAGAUUUGACUAAUUCGCACUUAGUUAACGAAGUUCCCAAAUUUUCUUUAUAUUUACAAGGUGUGGCUUCAUUAUUUGGUGAAGACGAUAAAUAUAUCAACAUUUUACCAUUUUGGUUGCCUGAUUUGGAGACCGACAUCAGGAAGAAUCCGCAACAGGCUUAUGAAGAAGAGAAAAAGACUUUACAAAGGCAAAAAAACAUUCAUGAUAAACUUGACAACAUGAGAAGAUUAUCCAAGAUCUCACAGCCAGAUAGAGCGCCUAUUGAGAGGAGACAACAGGAGCAAAGAGAUCCGAGUAUUCACCACAUUGUUGUUGAUUUAGAAGAUCACGAAUCAUCAGAUGAAGAAGGUACAGCAUCCAAAAAAUCUGAAGCAAAAAAGGGGAAAAAAUUCAAAACAAAUGCAGCUUUUUUGAAAAUUCUUGCAGGAAAAAAUAUUUCAGAAAAUGGAACUGAUCCUUACUCUGAUGAUACGGACGCUGCCUCUUCUAUUCAACUGCCUCCGGGAGUUAAGAAACCAGUUCAUCUCUUGAAAAACGCUGGUCCUGUCAGAGUGGAAGCAAAAGUUUGGCUUGCCAAUGAGCGUACAUUCAAUAGAUGGUUAAGCGUAACCACAUUGUUGAGUGUAUUGACGUUUUCUAUCUAUAACUCAGUUCAAAAGGCCGAAUUUCCACACCUAGCUGAUUUGUUAGCUUAUGUGUAUUUCUUUUUGACCUUGUUCUGUGGGUUAUGGGCAUAUAGGACCUAUUUGAAAAGAUUGACUCUCAUUAAAGGUAGAAGUGGUAAGCAUCUGGAUGCUCCCAUGGGGCCCAUUCUGGUUGCCCUUGUGUUGAUAGUCACUCUAGUUCUUAACUUUAGUGUAGCUUUUAAAGAAGCGGCUAGAAAGGAAAGAGAAUUGAUAAACGUUUCCUCUCAAUCUUCAUUACCAAGUACUCUGAAACCGAUUCAAGAUUUUAUCUUUCAUCUGGUUGGAGAAAAGUAG